UGCGCGGGGGUGCGCGCUUCACUUCAUGAGAUCCUGACGAAUUAAUGUUUACUUAUUAAAAUGCCUUAAAAACUCUCGAACAUCAGGAUUCUAUAGUUUAAUGUAUAGUUUAAUUGUGUCUGAUUCAAUAAUCUGAAGCACCGUGCAUCAGCUGUCCCGCCUCUUGAGUGGACGCGUCCGCGGAGCUCCAUUCUGCGCGUGAGUUCGCUUCAGUCAAACAGCGGUUCCUGAGAGUGCGCGUGGAUUUCUUCAUCUGAAGUAACGUUAAUGUGAUAAAUCGGCAGACCGUGUCGUCAUGAGCGACCGAAUCCCGGUGGCUCGGAGCGGACAGUACAAACCGAGAAUGACCGGAGCGAGCAGUGUGCAGAUGGAGGAUCGCGACGUGAUGCGGCGGAUGGAGAGGGAAAGGAGGAGUCAGGAGGUGCAGCAGGAGGAGAUGCAGUACGACCGAAUCGCUCCUCUCUUCAGCGAGCCGUUCAAGAGAAUCAAAGGCGAUGAGCUGUCGAGUCUCAUCCAGAGGAUGCUGGGUAAUUAUGAGGAUGGAUCUGAUGACCUUUGCUCUGGUGUGGACAGAUCAGAGGCAUCUCUCGCUGCUCCUGCGAGCGCGUCCGGCCCCGUCCCUCCUCCAGGUGAGCGCUGGGACAGUCUGCCGGCCCUCCGUCCCCCCGCGGAGCCGCUGUCCCCUCUGCAGUCCAGUGACUCGGACGGCGGCGCGUCUCCAGAGCGCGGCAGCCGCAGGCUAGACGUCCCGCCGCUGACGCUCACGCUCCCGCUGAAUUUGCACUGUAAACCGGCAAACGUCAAGAAGCCCACAGCGUAUGUGAGGCCGAUGGACGGUCAGGAUCAUGUGACCAGCGAUUCUCCACAACUGAAGGCCUCACCAGAGCACUUACAGGACCUGAAGGAGAGCAGCAAACCAAACCUUCCCCCGCUGCAGUCUGUUGACGUCGUGUCUGGUGGGCGAGUGGAGGACAUUCUGCAGGAAAUGACCUCAUGGCCUCCACUGUUGACGGCCAUUUGUACUCCAAGCAGAGCCGAGCCGCCAAAGUUCGUCUCCACUAACGAGGAGUCGCAUGGAUUCACGGCUCUCAAAGCUCAUGAAUCAUCAGAUGGUGUUCAGCUGGAACCGCAAGGAGGUUCCAGCAGCUCCAGUGACUCUGACAGCAGUUCAGACACUGACAGUGAGAACAACAACAGCCCAGAUCAACCAGCAGCUCAUGAACCAUCACACACACAGACACAGAAAGGGAGUGACUGGCAGUUGGGAAGAUGGUUAGAAAGCAAGGAGAACCAGCACCAGCAGAGCCCUGGCAGCCCAUAUGAUGUCAUCAAGCCCAACUCCCAUGAUUCCGCUGGACGGACAGAGGCUGCAGGUCAGCAGGGUUGCUAUAGUAACCCGACUGACAGCGGCAAAACGUCUGAUCACAGACAGACUGUGGGAAACACGUCCACGUGUGAGAGUCUGCUGUUAGGAAGCACAUGCGUGGAAAUUUCCCAGCGUGAUGAAAAUACUACCACGCGCAGAUUGAAACACAAGAAAACAACACGUGACACAGAGCAGAAGAGAACAACAACAGACAACAAACAAACAGAUGGGAAACAGACGCGUCAGCCGCUGCUGGUGAAGAUUCAGCUGAACCUGCUCUCCAGAAUCCCUCGGGAGCCCAAAGCAGUCCGACGCCGAACCAGCCUGACGUCCGGGCGCAAGAGAGCCGCAGAGAGGGAUGAAAAGUCUCCAAAGAAGAAACAGAAACUGGAAAAAAAAGGAAAACAGUCUUUCUCGUCUCAGCACAGCCUCCACCGAUCAGAAGCCGGCAGGAACAGCGACAGCACGACGAUGAAGAGGAGGAAGAGUGUGAAACACAGCUCAGGUUUUCUUCAGGACGCAUCAGGACACAAGCGUCCAUCCGCAGCGGCUCCUGACAGCCAGCCGAGGACAGCAGAGGCUCAUGGGAAGCAGAAAUCCUGCAAGAGCCGCAACGUCCUGCCGGAGAAAACGUGUCCUCCUGCAGCCGAAGCACGAGCGCUGCUGCCGCCCGACCGCAGGCAGCGCUCCGUGGAAGAUCAUCUGAAGGAAGCCAAAAAACUGAAGCAUAAAGCAGACGCUACGCCGGAUAAGACGGCUAAAGCCCUCAGCUAUCUGGAGGCUGCGCUGGCAUUCGUGGAGAGCGCCGUCGCCAUGGAGACGGAGCCACAGACGCCCAAAUCCGCCUACACCAUGCUCUCUGAGACUCUGGAUCUGAUCAGGUUUAUACUCAAACUGAAGAACUACACGGAUCCUUCGGCCGUGGCUCAUGAGAGGGAUUUCUUCAUCCUGUGUCUGCGCUGCCAGUCUCUGCUGCAGAUGGCCAUGUUCCGCUACAGACGGGAUUCAGCGCUGCGAUACUCGCGGACGCUCGCCGAUCAUUUCAGAAGCUCAUCAUGGUCUGCAUCUCCCGCCGUGUCCAGGAGUUCCUCAGCGGCCGCCGGCAGCUCGCUCGUCAUUCCUCAACCUGUCCAGCAGGCAGCGGCGUCUUACGUCAGCAUUACGGCGCUCUUCCUGAGCGCUCACGAGACGUGGGAGCAGGCCGAUGAUCUCACAGACUCGGGCAGUGGUUUGCUGCGAGAGCUGGAUUCAGCCGUCGGUCCUCUCAGUCUGACGGCCUCCAUGAGCUCAUUAGUGACAUAUGUGCGUCACGGCCUCCACUGGAUCAGACGCGACACGCAGAACUCGCUCUGAUCACUCGCCGUCAUGAGCAACAGGAGCGUCACAUGAUUCAGAGGAGAAUGAAGGAUUCUGGGAAGAUGCGGCAGCUUUUAUUCACAGAUGCAGAGAGAUUGAUCAUCUCGUCUGAUCGACUAGCGGCUCAUGAAACUAUCAUUCUGAAACUUCUUCAGCACUGAACAAACCCGUGUCACGUCCUGCUCAUCAGUCAUGUGACGACGCAGUUCUGCUGCUGAACUCCAAGUGCCUUUGUUUUGUAUUUUCUUAGGGUUAGUUGAUCAGAUCAAGAGUGUCGAGAAUUGCAAUGAAAAUGUUUUUGAUUUCAAGUAUUUAUAUCAUCACGUGACCUUUGACCCAUUAGAGAAACAGUGGAAGUCACAGAAAAUGAUGCAGCAGUUGUUUGUAUGUACAGCCGAUGGGCCUGACCUCUGGAGCUUUUCCCAUGAUUGUCUCUAUUAAUGUUGAUAUGUUUGUGCAAGAUCGUUUAGGUUUAUUUUUUUGCGGUGGGGGAAGGGAUUAUUUAUUUGUGUUAGUAGAUAUUUCUAAUAUCAUUUUUGAUCAAGCGCAGAAAUGAUUUUCUGAACAGGCGAUUGAUUGGUUGCUUGUUCUAGAUACUGACUCCUCAUUGGCACUUUUUAAAUUGAGCACUAAGUAUUUCCUGUUUCCAUCAGUAUUUCCUCUUCCUCUUAAUCUUGGUCCAGAGCAGCAGAUGUUGAUCGACACCCAGACUAUGAUUUCAUUUAUUUUCAGAGAACUCUGAAAGAUUAAAAUACUGUCGAAAUGGACCAUCAAAAUUAAACUAUUUGUAUUCUUUUCUACCCCUCGAUUGUGCAGUGGGAGUUUGGGUUGGUUUUCUACAACCUUAUCAAAUCUCAUAAAGAGCAGAAGUCUAAUUUGAUUAACUGACGAAUCUUAAUUGAAAAUGUGUUUGUGCGUCACAUUGUGUUUGUGAAAAAUUGUUCCCUUUUUUCUGGUGACUGAGUUCAGCUGACGGACUCAGGAUCCAUUUGGAUUUGAAUUGAAUUAAAUCUUUAUUAUCCUUUA
Molecule: messenger RNA, 3748 nt
Organism: Ctenopharyngodon idella (grass carp)
Lineage: Eukaryota; Metazoa; Chordata; Actinopteri; Cypriniformes; Xenocyprididae
Gene: aff1
Product: AF4/FMR2 family, member 1
Exons: 19
Coding region: 296-2719 (807 amino acids)
Biological process (GO): regulation of gene expression
Cellular component (GO): super elongation complex; nucleus
Source: RefSeq, a predicted model, not a curated record